This is a messenger RNA of Rhinichthys klamathensis goyatoka, 1672 nucleotides long. RefSeq lists its product as uncharacterized. The record is from RefSeq and is a predicted model, not a curated record. Bases 191 to 1429 code for a protein of 412 amino acids. Lineage: Eukaryota; Metazoa; Chordata; Actinopteri; Cypriniformes; Leuciscidae. The transcript is spliced from 6 exons.
UCUAUUGUUGUGAAGUCGGUUAGAUAUAAAAAUAUUAGUAAGAUUUUAAAUUAGUUACAGAUAAAAUGAUGUUAAUCGUCGCUGUCUGUCUGACACGGAGCGCUGAAGGAUAAACACUCCGAGAACGCAACUGAACGAUGAACUACUACAUCUUUGUUUUAAACCACAUUUCACUCUGAUCUACAUCAGUAUGAUGAUUUGUGUUUUAUGUAUCUGUUUUUUAUUCUUGAAAGGUCAGUUUGGUGAUGAUACAGUGAAGACAUUAUCAGUGAUGGAGGGAGAUACUGUUACUCUACAAACUGAUGUUACUGAAAUACAGAAAGCUGAUCUGAUACUGUGGACGUUUGGACCUGACAACACUCGUAUAGCUCAGAUCAACAGACAGGUCAAUAAGGUCUCAUUAUAUGAUGAUGUUCUUGAUGGGAGAUUCAGAGGCAGACUGCAUCUGGAUGAUCAGACUGGAGAUAUCACCAUCAUGAACAUCAGAACUGAACACUCUGGACUUUAUGAACUUUUACAUAUCUUUGGCGAUAAAGAUUCCGAACCCAAAAAAUUCAGUAUCAUUGUGUCUGCUCGUCUGCCUGUUCCCAUCAUCAGUAAUUCACACUGUUCUUCAUCAUCAUCAUCAUCCUGUUCAUUGGUGUGUUCAUCAGUGGUGAAUGUGAGUCAUGUGACUCUCUCCUGGUACGCAGGAAUGAGUGUAUUGUCCAGCAUCAGUGUGUCUGAUCUCAGCAUCAGUCUCUCUCUACCUCUGGAGGUGGAAUAUCAGGAUAAAAACCCCUACAGCUGUGUGCUGAACAAUCCCAUCAGCAACCAGACCACACAUCUGGACAUCAACACACUCUGCCACACAUGUUCUGUGGUCGAGUCGACGAUCGAAACAGGAGGUUUAUCGUCCAGUUAUAUAGUUCUGAUCUGUGUUUUUGUUGGAGUAAUUGUCCUAGUCAUGGCUGGUGUUGGAAAAUUCAUCAUCGACAGGAAAUAUAGAAAUACAGAUAAAAUGGCUGACGGGAACGUUGCGGAGAAAGUUGAACUGAAGACAGUGUCAGUGACGUUGGGAGAGUCCGUCACUCUAAACACUGGCCUCACUGAAAUACAAAGCUUCGAUGCGUUACAGUGGAGGUUUGGAAAAUCAAGCUCAGAUCAAACAACUCCUUUUGAAGUCAUCACCAGACUGGAUGAACUGAACAAUAGCGGUCAUCACGAUCAUGAUGACCGAUUUCACCUGGAUCGCAAAACUGGAUAUCUCACUAUCAAUGACAUCAAACCUACAGAUAUUGGCCUUUAUAAAGUAAAUAUCACCAGGAAUGGGAAAGAUAUGACCUCCAAGACAUUUAUUGUCCAAGAUUCUUUUGAAAAAGAAGAUGUGUCAGACUCAGAGGAGACAAACUCACUGGUGAAGAAUGGACAGAUCUCUGAAAAGUCAUAGUUUAUAGUAACAUUAUCCCUGAAUGCUUUGGAAAAUGUGUUUGAAAUGAUUCUGCAUUCCUGUGAAAAAUAUAAUGACAAAGGGUUUCAUUUAACUUAAAAAUAACGGGGUUUUUUUUGUGUGUGGUUAAUUUAAAGUUGAUGGAACGUGUUCCCAUUAACCGUGAUCUUGUCUGUUAUGCAGAUAUUAAUGUCAUGUAUGUUUCAUGUCUGUUACAUUAUAUAGUGUCAGUUUCACUGUUUU